Stylonychia lemnae is the source of this 1602-nucleotide messenger RNA. The record is from the annotation of a GenBank genome assembly. Lineage: Eukaryota; Ciliophora; Spirotrichea; Sporadotrichida; Oxytrichidae.
AUGUAGCAAUAACUUGAUAAUCAAUGUCUAGAUAUAAGCCGCAAGCUUAAACUAAAAAUCAAACAUAAAAAAGUAAAAUCUGAACUUGACUUUACCAACAAAGUUUAGCCUAGAUUUCACAUCUAAAAGCCACUGGUUAUACAGACCCUGUAGCAAUAGAAUAUUGAAGUAAAGGCGUCUGUUGACAGUAUUGCGCAGACUGUAAAAAAUUAUAAACUAAUGGAGUAAAAUAAAUAAAUUGGGAGUCAUUAGCAUUUGCUUAGUAAGGAGUAUGUUGCCAUUCCAAAUAACUACAACUAUAACCACUCUUUAAUUAAACCUUUAUUCAUUAACACGAAGUAAGGCACAUAAUCUGUUUUGUAGUAAAAUCCUUAAUCAAUGGCUUUAUUCGGGAUUAAGACCACCACAUCUGAAGAUAGAAAAAUUAUCAAGCAAUUGAACUAGAAUUUCUUCAAAAUAUUUCUGAAUUCUGGAGGGAAAAACAGCACAAAUAUGCUUAGUCAAACAACAAAUCCAUCUUCUUUAGCAACACCUAGUACAAAAAAUGCAAGUAUAAUAAAUCAAAAAUAUGUUGGUGAGGAGUACCUUAAAAGCAAGAUGACAAUGGAUAGACCAAGACCAGUAACUAAUUUAGGAUAAAACUUUUAGACUGGUCAUACAGCAAGUCUCGGAAGUAUAUCAUCCUCUCACUUUUAAUCUCCAAAACUAAGCUAUAAUCAGCAUCCAUUAGAUAAUCAAAGAUCAGAGUAUUAUCAAAGAAACUUGGCAAAUAAGGAAUUACAAAAAAACAGAUUAAAGAUAAAAGCAAUUAUUGACAAAUCCUAAUCAAGGAACUCCUCAAUAAAAAAGGAUGAUACGUAGUCAAGUCUAAGCACAUCAUAAAUAAACAAUGGGAAUCAAGAAUAGAAAUAUAACAAUUAAAGGGUAGCUCGUAAAAUUAUAGCAGUAAAUGCCUAGUCAAAAGAACUUGGUUUAAUACGAUCAAGAAAGUCUAGAGGACCUUCUAAAGGAUCAUAGUCUCUUACUAAAGUAUUAUCUUCAGAAUUAUUAAAAUAGAUAAACGAUAACAGCCCUAUGAAUAAUGCACCAAAAAGAAAAACUCAGAAGAAUGUAAGCUAGAUUGAACUCCCUAAUAUCCCAAUUAAAGUUUCCUAGGACAUAGACGAUUGGCAAAUAAGAGAGAGAGCUAGUUCUAGCUUGCUCAUGGUGAAAGGAAGCCUUAAUAGUAACGGACUUGAUACAUCAAUGGAUCAGAUAAGUACUCCAAUGAUGGGUUUCUCUCCAGAUAUGAAUACAAAACACUUAUAACCGCUUGCAGGUGAUGUUUCUUUCAGGAAUUUGAGGGCAGACAAGAAUAAUUGCAAAGUUGAACUGAUCCAAUUGCAAUAAAGAAUUACGGAGAGGUUGAACAAUUAUCAAGAAGAAAAUCACUAACUAAAAUAAUUUAUUAAGACGAUUCUUGAGGAAAACAGAAAUCUGAAAUAAAGACUAAUGGAAAAGGAUGAACCUAAUUUUGAUGAGUAUUGCUACGAUGAAGAGUAACUUUUACAAUACGAAAAGCACAAAUAAUCUCUGCUUAUUCAAGAUUAAUAAUCUUAAUGA